Molecule: messenger RNA, 1072 nt
Organism: Helianthus annuus (common sunflower)
Lineage: Eukaryota; Viridiplantae; Streptophyta; Magnoliopsida; Asterales; Asteraceae
Exons: 4
Coding region: 1-924 (307 amino acids)
Source: RefSeq, a predicted model, not a curated record
AUGAAGCUACUUCUCAAGAGGGAGAAGGAGAAUCAGAGAGUUAGGGUGAUAUCUGCUGAUCCUGGGGUGUUUUGUAUGGUGAAAUGGCCUGCAUUUUAUAGGGGAAGGUGUUUCUCAAAGGAGAAACCCGUGACUAGUGAAUCUGUGCUUGCAGUGAGGGGUUUGCCCAUUUUGGGGGUUGAAGGGUUUGGACCUGCGGACAAAAGGGUGUGCUCUCCCACAUGGUCUGGUUGCAGCUGGGCAGGAGGGUACGCCGGUUCGAAGCAGCAACAACGCAUUGCCGGACUUGAACACUUGCCUGAAAAGAAAAAGAACUGUGUUAGAUUGAGAGAGGAGAACUUUGUUGAGAGAGACGAAAAUCGAAACAAACAACAACAAAAACAGCAUCAACGAUGGAUUCAGAGAGUACGUUCCAUUUUUUUUUUGCAUUUUGGUGUAUUCGUUUCAAUUUUGUACGGUUUUUCUAAGUUUCUUCGAAAUCAAAUCGAUUACACAGGUUCUAAGAGAUCUACAAGAAGCCAGAAGCAUAAAGAAACAAAACAUGAUGACGAUUUCGAAGAGCUGUACAAUCCCAAACCACUACAAAUUGUACAACCAGGAGAACCAAUCCCUACUUUUGAUAAUGAAACUUUGCAUCCCAUUCCACUAAAAGUUGUAAGACCAACAAAAAAGGAAUAUUAUAUGAGUCCGAAAUUUUGGAAUGAAGUAGCAAUCUGGUGGCCAAGCUAUACCAAUCAUCCUACUUCUGGUGGUGAACCUUCAGAUCCCAUAAAAGAAGAGAUUGAUGAGAAACCUGAAAUCUCAGUUGUACAACCCAAAAAAGAAGAAGAUGAUGAAAAACAAAAGAUCCCCAUCCUACAACCUAAACAUGAAGAAGAUGAGGAAAAACCUAUAAUCUCAGUCAAGAAUUUUGGAAGGAAGUAGCAAUCUAGCCAGCUCCUGCUAUGAUCAUCAUGUUUAUGUUGUUUGUUUUAGUUUUCUAAUGUUAUCAAUGCUGUUAUGUAUUAUGAUCAUGUUUUUCUGAACCUUAUGUAACAAUGAUGUUUUGAAUUAUAAAAAUCAUGGUUUAUUA